Molecule: messenger RNA, 1468 nt
Organism: Argiope bruennichi
Lineage: Eukaryota; Metazoa; Arthropoda; Arachnida; Araneae; Araneidae
Product: glutaryl-CoA dehydrogenase, mitochondrial-like
Exons: 10
Coding region: 111-1385 (424 amino acids)
Biological process (GO): fatty-acyl-CoA biosynthetic process; fatty acid beta-oxidation using acyl-CoA dehydrogenase
Cellular component (GO): mitochondrial inner membrane
Molecular function (GO): fatty-acyl-CoA binding; flavin adenine dinucleotide binding; glutaryl-CoA dehydrogenase activity
Source: RefSeq, a predicted model, not a curated record
CGCUGAUCUGUCUCUUGUAAACAACAUCAGACGAUCUUAAAUUCGUGUUAUGUAAUUUUGUCGUAGCUGUUUUCACAUUCUAGCUUUUUAGUAUAACUGUAUAUUUUAAGAUGGCUUCUUUGAAUCCAUCAUUGUUUGUUCGAAAUAUCUGCAAAUUUUCUUCUUUCAAUUCUCUAUAUUUGAAUAUAAGAAGUUUAUCUUCUGGUAGCAAGGUAACUUUUGAUUGGAAAGAUGCUUUAUCUUUACAAAGUAAAUUGACUGAAGAAGAAAUUAUGAUCGCAGAGCAAUUUAAAUCAUACUGUCAAGAAAAAUUGAUGCCUAGAAUAUUAAUGGCUAAUAGAAAUGAAGUUUUUGAUAAAGAAAUUAUGAAAGAAAUGGGUGCUGUUGGUGUUUUGGGACCUACUAUUAAAGGGUAUGGCUGUGCUGGAGUAUCAUCAGUUGCUUAUGGAUUAAUUGCAAGAGAGUGUGAAAGGGUUGAUAGCAGUUAUCGUUCAGCAAUGAGUGUACAGUCUUCUUUGGUGAUGUAUCCUAUAUAUGCUUAUGGAAAUGAACAGCAAAAAGAAAAAUACUUGCCAAAAUUAGCAAAAGGUGAACUUAUUGGUUGUUUUGGCCUCACGGAGCCAGAUCAUGGCAGUGAUCCAGGUGGAAUGGAGACAAAUGCUGUUUAUAAUUCUCAGAAUAAAACAUUUACACUUAAUGGUUCAAAAACUUGGAUUACAAAUUCUCCAAUUGCAGAUGUGUUUAUAAUUUGGGCCAAAUUAGAUGGAAAAGUGAGAGGAUUUAUUUUGGAGAAAGGUAUGAAGGGACUAUCAGCACCAAAAAUUCAAGGUAAAUUUUCUCUACGAGCUUCUACCACUGGAAUGAUAGUAAUGGAAGAUGUGAUUGUUCCUGAAGAAAAUUUGCUUCCCAAUGUGCAAGGAUUGCAGGGUCCAUUUGGUUGCUUAAAUAAUGCAAGAUUUGGUAUAUCAUGGGGAGCUUUAGGAGCAGCUGAAUUCUGCUUUGAAACAGCCAGAAAUUAUGUUUUAGAUAGAAAGCAAUUUGGUAAUCCACUUGCAAAAAAUCAGUUGAUUCAAAAGAAACUGGCUGAUAUGAUUACAGAGAUAUCAAUAGGUUUACAGGCUUGUUUACAAGUAGGAAGACUGAAGGAUGAGGGAAAAGCACCCCCUGAAAUGAUUUCUCUUGUUAAAAGAAACUCAUGUGGAAAAGCUUUAGACAUUGCUCGAACUGCAAGAGAUAUGUUGGGUGGAAAUGGUAUUUCUGAUGAAUACCAUAUUAUUCGACACUGCAUGAAUUUAGAAGCUGUUAAUACAUAUGAAGGCACUCAUGAUAUACAUGCUUUGAUUCUGGGAAGAGCCAUAACAGGAUUGCAAGCAUUCAAAGGUUAAGUUUUUCUAUAAGAGGCUAUUUACUUGAGAUUUGUUAUAAAAAAUGAAUUUAUUUUAUUACUGAAUAAAAAUAUUUUUAUUUA